AUGGCUGCUCUUUCGCCUCCUCCAACAAUCCACAUCACCACCUCAGAAACAACUCUCUCUGAAGACCCCACUGUGGAACUCUUGAAUGAUCAGACCGAUGUCCUCAAGAUUCCUUGUAACCUCCCUUCUCUCGAGAGAACUCAAUCAUCUCCUUCAGUAGGGACUGUCGAAAACCUCACUGUCCCUCGACGACCUUCUAUUCGUCGUUCCAUCUCCAACACAUCUAGCAGGACAACAGACGCUAUCGUCAAGCGCUCACGAUGGUCGCUUCAUCUAGAAGCUGUAACAUGGCGCAAUCUCAUGAAUAUCGGCAUGUACUUACACACCGUUGCUCUCCCUCGACCUCCAUCGCCGACUUUUACUCGAACAAUUCCGGCUACUUUGUCACCAAAUAAAGGGUUCAUAAAACUUCAAUUCUACUGUCCGAUCGGAUGGCCCAACAAACCUCGUGGGAAGGAUAACGACACCAAAGGAUUCCCUGCUAUGAUCAAUUUUCAUGGUGGUGGUUUCACUAUUGGAUCUGCCACUGACGAUUGUCGCUGGGCAGAUGCUGUCAGACGAGCAGUGGAUUGUAUCCUUGUCAGUGUGGAUUACCGACGAGCACCUGAAUUUCCGUUUCCAACAGCCGUUGAAGACGGUGUCGAUGCUAUAUUCUAUAUCGUGCAUCUCGCCAGGGAACUUAAAAUCGACAUCAACCGUUUAUCCGUCUCUGGAUUCUCAGCCGGUGGUAACAUGGCAUUCACCGUUCCUCUCAGAUGGCAAUACGAGUGUCGUGCAUUAAUGGGGAUCCCCACUGAUGUCUCGGGGGGUACACCUCUCCCUCCAGAUGCUGCAUCCGAAGGUGCAUUCAGCAUGAGCCGUCAUGGUGGAAAGAUCGUAACGAUCUGUGCUUGGUACCCUUCCCUCGACUUCACGAGCCCGCGGUGCGAUCGCAGAAAGACAAAUGUACGACCAGAUAAGGGCAUGCCGGAGUUCUUCACCAACCUUUUCGAUGCAAGUUAUUUAUACCCUCCAAAGACAAUAGAUGUUACAUCGCCAUAUUUGUCUCCUGGUGUUGCAUCGGAUGGAUUGUUACAGGGCUUACCCAAGGAUAUUUUAUUGUACACCUGCGAGUUCGACGAGCUUUGUGCCGAAGGGUUGAGGUUUAGGGAUAGAUUGCAGAGUGAGCCGUUGAAUAAGAAUGUGGCGUGGAGGAUGGUGGAGGGACAACCGCAUGCAUGGGAUAAAAGUCCGAAUGGGAAGGACCCAGAGAGAGAUCGGUUUUAUACGGAGGCGUGUAGGAAACUGAGAGGGAUCUUCUAUGGGGAUGAGGAGGAGCUGGCUCCACCUGAGUGA
Messenger RNA from Orbilia oligospora ATCC 24927, 1335 nucleotides. RefSeq lists its product as uncharacterized. Gene Ontology annotation, molecular function: hydrolase activity. The coding region runs from base 1 to 1335 and encodes 444 amino acids. NCBI's taxonomy places the organism in Eukaryota, Fungi, Ascomycota, Orbiliomycetes, Orbiliales, Orbiliaceae. The record is from RefSeq and is a predicted model, not a curated record. The transcript has a single exon.